Chaetura pelagica (chimney swift) is the source of this 876-nucleotide messenger RNA. RefSeq names its product Fas ligand (TNF superfamily, member 6) (gene FASLG). Gene Ontology annotation, cellular component: membrane. The record is from RefSeq and is a predicted model, not a curated record. Gene Ontology annotation, biological process: immune response; positive regulation of canonical NF-kappaB signal transduction; extrinsic apoptotic signaling pathway via death domain receptors. The coding region runs from base 1 to 876 and encodes 291 amino acids. Gene Ontology annotation, molecular function: tumor necrosis factor receptor binding. Lineage: Eukaryota; Metazoa; Chordata; Aves; Apodiformes; Apodidae. The transcript has 4 exons.
AUGCAGGCGUAUAAAGGCAGAGCUGGGUCUUCCCCCAGGGCUCAGUCUGGGACACCCCUGGCAGCUUUGGGUUGCCACAUGGAAGAUCGCGCCGAGAACGUCCAGUCCAUCCCACUCCCAGCCAUGCAGCAGAACUCUAUGUACCCCCAGAUUUUUUGGGUGGAUGGCUGUGCCAACACAAAUACUUCCUGCCCCCCAACAGCCCCCAUCGCUCCUUUCCCACCACCAGUACCUGACCGGAGCAGAAAGCCAAGGAACAAGAGAGACAGGAGGAGCGUUGGCUUCCUGGUGUUGUUCUUGCUGAUCCUGGUGGCCUUCACUGGAGUGGGGCUCAGUAUGUUCCAGAUUUUCCACCUGGAGAAGGAACUGGCUGAACUCAGAGAGUCUGCCAUCACUGAGCACAUUCCUCCAGCUUUGGAGAAACUCACAGGGCAGAAGGAGCAGUCAAUGAAAAAGGAAGAGAAGGCAGCACAUUUAACAGGGAACCCAGCCCAGCAGGACCUCCCUUUGGAGUGGGAACCCAUCUCUGGCCAUGCCUUCACCAAUGGCAUUCAGUACCGUGAUCGGGGCCUUGUCAUCAAUGAGACUGGCCUGUACUUUGUGUACUCCAACGUGCUCUUCCGGAGCAGCACCUGCAGCAGCCAGAUGUUGACCCACAUGGUCUACAAGAAAAAUCCAACCUUGCCAAGCAGCUACGUGCUGAUGGAGGACAAAAUCAUAAACUACUGCACAGAUCAGAAAAAGUGGGCUCGGAAAAGCUACCUAGGGGCUUUAUUUAAGCUCAGGAAGAUGGACAGUUUGCAUGUCAAUGUCUCCAAAAUUGCUCUAGUUAAUUUUGAGGAAUCCAAGACAUUCUUUGGCUUAUUUAAACUUUAA